AUGAGUGACCGAGUAUUAUUAAAGGUGUAUUAUUUUGGUCAGAUUUUACUACAAACUUCGGAAGGAGUAAAAUUUAUAUGUGAAAAACCCUUAGAUGUUGUUAUUCCCUUUAUCAUCUCAUUUGAAGAGCUGAAAGGGGUGAUUUCUGAAGCCAUUGAUUCUGAGAGAGCAAGAAAGAUAUCAUGUAUUCUAUACAGAUAUCCCAUACAGGUAUUUGGUGGAUUCGUCCAGUUUCAAAGCAGAUAUGUGACGGACGAAGCGAGCAUGCAAGAGAUGUUUUCAAUGUAUAUUGAAAACCGGGCUCAGAUCUCCUUCAUCGAGUUGUAUAUUGAGUUUGAACAAUCUGAGGCCGACCGAAAUAUUCUACGAGAAGAUUAUAAUACUGACAGUGAAGAAGAGUUCGAAAGUAACUACCAGUUUGUUGGUCCAGAUGGAGAUGGAGGUGAAGAUGAAGGUGAAGGAGCAACGGCGCCAGAUGUAACAGAGGUGGCAAAUGCACUCGCAAACGAUGAGCCGUUUGAGGAGCCAUCAUUCAUGCGAGUUUUGGAUUUGGAAGCCAUGCAUGUUCCGGAGUUUCCGGGAUAUAUGACUGCAGAGAUUCCUAUUGUCGCAGAUGGUGAGUUUGCCGUUGGUAUGGAGUUCGGUUCGAGGGAAGCUGUUAUUAAGGCGAUAAAAGAGUAUACCAUACGACGAAGUGUAGACUACCGGGUGUAUGAGUCUGAGCCGUUGACAUUUUAUGCCAAGUGUACGCAGUACGGAUCAGGGUGUGAUUGGCUUAUCAGGGUUAGCAUGAUCAGCAGGAAGUACUGUUGGGUUAUAAGGAGGUAUAAUGGUAGUCACACAUGUACCCGAGCCACGAUUUCACAGGACCAUUCGAAGCUGGAUUCUCUCACAAUUGCAGAAGCGAUAAAGCCAUUGGUUGAGGCGGACCCGUCCUUAAAGGUAAAGUCGGUUAUAGCAGAAGUGCAAUCGAAGUUUAACUACACCAUUAGUUAUCGGAAAGCAUGGCUGGCUAAGCAAAGGGCAGUAGAAAAAAUAUUUGGAGGUUGGGAAGCAUCGUAUGAAGCGUUGCCUAUAUGGUUUGAGGCCAUGUGUCAUAGGGAGCCGUCAGCUGUUGUCCAUUUUGAGACUAUGCCUGCUUAUCAAGGGGAUGAGUUGGUGGGUGAUAUUCGAGUACUGCAUCGAGUAUUCUGGAGUUAUUACCCCUGUAUUAGGGCAUUCAGACAUUGUAAACCAGUUGUCCAGGUGGAUGGGACUCACUUGUAUGGAAAGUAUAAGGGUUGUCUGCUAGUGGCAGUUUCACAAGAUGGGAACAACAAUAUUGUCCCAAUUGCGUUUGCUGUUGUGGAGGGAGAGACUUCUGAUGCAUGGCACUUUUUCCUAAGUAACCUUCGUCAACAUGUUGUCACUCGGGAUGGUAUUGGUCUAAUAUCCGACCGACACGAAUCCAUCAAUGCAGCUGUGGAGCGCAGUAAUGGAGCUUGGUCACCUCCUAGAGCUUUUCAUAUGUUUUGCAUCAGGCAUAUUGAGUCAAACUUUCUGCGGAAAUUCAAGGCACCGUACCUCCAAAAAUUGGUCGUCAACAUUGGUAACCAUUUACUAAAUUUAGUUAUGUUAUUAAUAGAUUCCACCUUCACGCGAUUUCUUUCGACAGCUAAUUUUUUUUUUCUUUGCUUUCCUCCAAGAUAUUCAAGGACGGUGCGGGAGUACGAACUGCGAUACCAGCGAUUGCGGGAACGGGGCGAAGCGUAUACAGACUGGUUAAACCGAAUUCCUCGCGAGCAGUAUGCAUUGGCAUUUGACGGUGGAUACCGAUGGGGGCACAUGACGACGAAUCUUGUGGAAUGCAUCAAUUCAGUGUUGAAGGGUGCACGCAAUCUGCCUAUAACUGCUCUUGUGAAGGCAACAUUCUACAGGCUAAACGAGUUGUUCACCCGAAAAAGAGCAGAGGCAGAAGCGCGGAUUAGUGCGGGGCAUGUGUUCUCAGAUGUCGUGACUUCGAAGUUGCAUGCAAACCAGCUUGCAUCGGGGAACAUUCAGGUCAGUUGCUUUGACCGCCUGAAUGAGGUCUUUGAGGUGCGUGAGAUGCCAAGUGGAAUGGAAUUUGCAGUCGAUCUACGAGGACUUAGAUGUGACUGCGGUGAGUUCCAGGUGGAUCGGAUCCCUUGCAGACAUGUGUUCGCUUGUUGUGCUAACCAACGACUGGAUUGGAAACUAUAUGUCCAUGAUGUGUAUAAGAUGGACCAAAUUCGGCGGGUGUACCGAGCAAGGUUUAGGCCACUUGGUAAUCCUACAACUUGGCCAGCUUACAAUGGACCUCGGUUCGUACCGAAUCCGUUCCUUAGGCGCGUCACGAAAGGUCGCCCCAAGAUGACUCGCUUCUUAAAUGAGAUGGACACGCGAAUGUUACGUCGUCCUAGGCGAUGUAGGCUAUGUGGAGCUGAGGGACAUACUCGUAGCAGAUGCCGUCAGUCAUCUAGUGCAAAUGCCGGCGAAAAUGCUCAGUAG
Molecule: messenger RNA, 2508 nt
Organism: Arachis stenosperma
Lineage: Eukaryota; Viridiplantae; Streptophyta; Magnoliopsida; Fabales; Fabaceae
Exons: 2
Coding region: 1-2508 (835 amino acids)
Molecular function (GO): zinc ion binding
Source: RefSeq, a predicted model, not a curated record